AUGGCAUAUCACGGGAACUAUUCAUACUCGUGCGUGGUCGGGUGGGUGGAUAGACGGAGUGAGCUUUGUCAGCAGGAGAAGCAGAAAGAGUACUUAGCGGUUUACGACUUCAGGAUGUCUGUAAGCCACUGUCGGGGCCUAGCAAAGGCGGCAGGUUUGCCAUAUUUUGGUGUUGAGUAUGGCCAGCAGUGCUACGGCGGCUCUGACAUGGCGAGAGCAGUUUCGUUAGGCCCCAGUAACGGCUGCACGCUCAGCUGCUUGGGCGAUCCUAGCGAAAUUUGUGGCGGUGGUUGGGCCAUAGAUAUCUACGAAACCUCUCCCUCAGGUAUGGCAAGCAAGUACAGCAGCGGCUACAUCGGCUGUUUCGCCGACGAUGCGGACCGUGUCCUCCCUGAGCGCUUGGCGGACAAUGACCCCAACAUGUCUGUAAGCUACUGCCGGAACUUAGCCAAAGCUGCAGGUUUGCCAUAUUUUGGUGUUGAGUAUGGCCAGGAGUGCUACGGCGGCUCUGACAUGGAGAUAGCAACCAGGCUGGGCCGCAGUAGCAACUGCACACACAGCUGCUCGGGCGACACUAGCAAGAUUUGUGGCGGUGAUUGGGCCGUAAACAUCUAUGAAACCUCCCCGAUAGGUAUGUACGGCGAGCACAGAUGGACAUCAAAGGGCUACAUUGGCUGUUUCAACGACGACUGGGACCGUGCCCUCCCUCAAUACUUGGUCUAUUACGACCCGGGAAUGUCUGUAAGCUACUGUCGGGGCCUAGCAAAGGCAGCAGGUUUGCCAUAUUUUGGUGUUGAGUUUGGCCAGGAGUGCUACGGCGGCUCUGACAUGGCGAGAGCUAUCUCGCAUGGCCGCAAUAACACCUGCACGCACCGCUGCUCGGGUGAUCCUAGCGAAAUUUGUGGCGGUGGUUGGGCCAUAGAUAUCUACGAAACCUCUCCCUCAGGAUUUGAUUGUUUGAGAUCCCGUAGAAUUGUGAGGCUGUUGGUUAUUGUGACAUUUCGUCAGUCCCCGUCCGAGAUGGAGGACUUUGUUUUUACUCAGCUGGUAGACUUAUCGCCCACCCGGGCAUCCACCUUGGGGGGCUACAUCGGCUGUUUCGCCGACGAUGCGGACCGUGUCCUCCCUGAGCGCUUGGCGGACAAUGACCCCAACAUGUCUGUAAGCUACUGCCGGAACUUAGCCAAAGCUGCAGGUUUGCCAUAUUUUGGUGUUGAGUAUGGCCAGGAGUGCUACGGCGGCUCUGACAUGGAGAUAGCAACCAGGCUGGGCCGCAGUAGCAACUGCACACACAGCUGCUCGGGCGACACUAGCCAGAUUUGUGGCGGUGAUUGGGCCGUCAACAUCUAUGAAACCUCCCCGAUAGCGACAUCAGAGGGCUACAUUGGCUGUUUCGUCGACAAUGCGGACCGUGUUCUCCCCCAGUACUUAGCGGUUUACGACUACAGGAUGUCUUUGAGCUACUGUCGGGGCCUAGCAAAGGCGGCAGGUUUGCCAUAUUUUGGUGUUGAGUAUGGCCAGGAGUGCUACGGCGGCUCUGACAUGGCGAGAGCAGUUUCGUUAGGCCCCAGUAACGGCUGCACGCACAGCUGCUUGGGCGAUCCUAGCGAAAUUUGUGGCGGUGAUUGGGCCAUAGAUAUCUACGAAACCUCUCCCUCAGGCCAAUCGCCACCAGCUUUUUUCCACACAAUCCUGAAGAUGAUGGGACUUGGCGUCGCUGAGUGGCGGGUGUUUUCGGAGGUCGAGGUCGCAAGGUCAAGAAUGGUCUUGCAAUGGUCAAACGCCAUAUUGACGCUGACGCAGAAACGCAGCUGCUGGUUAGACCUGCUUAAAGUUGUAUCGUUUAGAGCAAAGGUCAACGAGACAUGCCAAGCGGGCGCCGGCCACGCUACUGCUUUAAAAGCGACGACAAUAAAGUUUAAGCAACACAGGCGCGCACAGUUUAAGCAAACAACACUCACUCAGCAACACGCUAAGGCUCUGCUCCAAUGA
Messenger RNA from Volvox carteri f. nagariensis, 1992 nucleotides. RefSeq lists its product as uncharacterized. Gene Ontology annotation, cellular component: plasma membrane. The record is from RefSeq and is a predicted model, not a curated record. Bases 1 to 1992 code for a protein of 663 amino acids. The transcript has 13 exons. Lineage: Eukaryota; Viridiplantae; Chlorophyta; Chlorophyceae; Chlamydomonadales; Volvocaceae.